AUGUAUGGUGGCAAAGGCCACUUCAGAGGCCUGUGCUACCAAGAAAAACGAGCCUGCGCCCUUGUUCUCUCAAGGCUGGCACAGAAGAGAAAMCUGAACGUCGGUUUUUGAACAGAGGAUUGGAACUAUAUGAGAAUGACCGUGUCUUCUUCUUUCUUGAACUUUGUAUCUGGAUCUCAGAAUAACUAUAAUUUGGAGCAGACCAGUUAAUAUCCUGCUUAAUUAUGAGAAGACAUUCAUCAAUGUAAGGCAGUGUGGAAGAAGAAAAUUUAUUUAAGAAAAUAAGAGUGCAGAAUAUUGUAGUAGAACAGAAAGCAUUUAGUAUUUCCAAAGUUUUUGACUAUUCUGGGCUUACAAAAUGAACCGAUACACGACGAUGAAACAGCUGGGUGAUGGCACCUAUGGCAGUGUGUUGAUGGGGAAGAGCAAUGAGUCAGGAGAACUUGUGGCUAUCAAAAGAAUGAAAAGAAAAUUCUAUUCAUGGGAUGAAUGUAUGAACUUGAGAGAAGUCAAGUCUCUGAAGAAGCUGAAUCAUGCCAAUGUAAUAAAGCUGAAAGAAGUCAUCCGAGAAAAUGACCACCUUUAUUUUGUGUUUGAAUACAUGAAAGAAAAUCUGUAUCAGUUAAUGAAGGACAGAAACAAGUUGUUCCCUGAGUCAGUCGUCAGAAACAUUAUGUAUCAGAUAUUACAAGGGCUAGCAUUUAUCCAUAAACACGGAUUUUUUCAUAGAGAUAUGAAGCCUGAAAACCUUCUGUGUAUGGGUCCAGAACUUGUGAAAAUAGCUGAUUUUGGCUUGGCUAGAGAGUUAAGAUCUCAGCCACCAUAUACAGAUUAUGUAUCUACCAGGUGGUACCGUGCUCCUGAAGUGUUGCUCAGAUCAUCAGUUUAUAGCUCUCCUAUUGAUAUAUGGGCAGUUGGCAGCAUAAUGGCAGARCUAUACACACUAAGACCUCUUUUCCCAGGGACAAGUGAAGUAGAUGAAAUCUUCAAAAUUUGCCAAGUAUUAGGGACUCCAAAGAAGAGUGACUGGCCAGAAGGAUACCACCUUGCUUCUGCCAUGAAUUUCCGCUUCCCACAGUGUGUCCCUAUAAACCUAAAAACUCUCAUCCCAAAUGCAAGCAGUGAAGCAAUACAGCUUAUGAGUGAUAUGCUGAACUGGAAUCCAAAGAAGAGACCUACAGCAAGUCAGGCUUUGAAGUACCCUUACUUUCAAGUUGGCCAAGUCCUGGGACCUCCUUCCCAAUAUUUGGAGAAGCAGACUCCUCUUAAAGCAGUUCAGCCACCAGAGCCAAAGCCUGUUCUCCCCAAACUGGAGGCUGUAGCCAAGCCAGAACCUCUGUCCUCACCUGAGGUACCUGACAAAACACAGCCACAGCCCCUGUCAAAGGYUGACCACUCGCCUCUCCAGCAAAUCCAGUUACCUCAGAAUACAGCGACCCAGCAAAUACCAAAACAGCAGCAGUCCCAGGCACAACCGUUUUUUCCAGCCCUCGUUAAAAACUCAUCACCAAAACAAGCAGCUAGUGGCCCUCAGAAUGGUGCAGYAGGGCUUAAAAGCUGCAGGAGACGAUGGGGUCAGACUUUGGUAAAGGCUGUGGACAGCUGGGAUGACUUGGAUGACACUGAAUUUGGAAUGUCAUAUUCAAAGAAGCCCAGCAUUGCAGUAUUGAAAGAAAAGAAAAAUAAGGAAUGCCUUUUGGGUGGGCCAGACGCAAAACUUUCAGGCUGUGUCCAGUCAGCAGGUGAAAAUAAGGUUCCAAUGCGAAAUGAUUCUGGAAUAUCRAACACAUCAGCAAAACAGUACUACCUGAGGCAAUCAAGAUACCUACCUGGUGUAAACCCUAAGAGUGUCUCUUUAGUAGCAGCCAGUAAAGAAGGAUCUUAUGGAAGCUGGAACAACCAAUUGUUUUCUAAACCUCUAGGACAUGUUGGAGGAGGAAUGUCUUUCAACAAAAAUAAUACAGAAGAGAACUUAAUUAUACCAAUUGAAAAGCUAUCAUGCAAAGAAAGGUUGAAUGAAAAAUUAGAGGACCCMAAAGGAACUCCUGGCUUUGGAGGUGCUGCUGGUUACAACCUGCCAGGAGGAUAUAUCCCCUCGUUUCAUAAAAAAGAAGUUGGAUCGGCUGGACAACGGAUACAGCUAGCGCCUUUGGGGGCAUCUGCCUCAGAUUAUUCUUGGAAAACCAAAGCUGCUCGUACACAGCUACCAGGAACUACUUACACUUCAGCAACGAGACCCAUGAAUAUUUUAGCUCGCCCACCAACAAUCCAGCCAGUACAUGGAAGGACGGACUGGGUGGCCAAGUACGGAGGGCACAGAUAGAGAACGUCGUCCCGCUGAGAUGCUCCACGAGCUGCAUUCGGCCCUCCUGCAGCAGGAACCCCAAACGCCUCUCUGCUUUCACUUCUCCUAAGCCAAUGCAAUAGUAGGUAAUAAUAAAAGAACUUGUGUCCUAUUGCCCACGGAAGAAAAACAUAUUUCACAUAUUAUUUAAAAUUUUGGAUGUAAGGUAGGGGAUGAUAAAGUAUUGUGUAACACAUCUUGCCAAAACUACUGAGUAUUUAAUGAAAGUAUUUCACUAACUAUAUUUUUAAUAGAUUCACAUAGAAUAGGUGUAGCCUUAACAACAGCUGUUUUGAUUGUUUGCCCUCUGCAAGUCCUCCCUUGGCACCUGCUGCUUUCUUGCACACAAGCAGCAAGAAGCAGGGCUGGAGCCAGCGCGGGGCUGCAGGGCUGGGUGCGAAAGCCCAGGUUGGACUUGGAGCAGGACACGGCUCCAUCAAACCAGGAUCCCAGAACUCCCCGGCACUGCCCUUGCUUAGCAUCUAUAACGUGCAAAUGGUUGUAGCAAUUGUGAGAACCGACUCCUUCCGGUGGGACCUAAUAAUCCACAAACAAAUACUACACUUCAGUCUAGUUGUCAUUUUAAGGGUGCAUCUGAAUGCCUUUAUUGGGCUGGCAUCGAACUAAACCUCUGGCUUCUUACAGAAGUCCAACAAACCACAUGAGCAGAGAAUUCGGGCUGUUCUUCAAAGAGGUCGCUUUCGAUCCUAAAGGGCAGCUAUAGUCCCUGAAGAAACACCCACUCUACUCAUGCAAUCCUGCAAUAUUUGUGUGCUCAUGCCACACAAUUCCUGGCUGCUGCACUAAAAGUAAAACCCUGCAAAGGACCUUGCAUUCUACAAUAAAUCAUUUUAAGAUGCUGAUGUAGGAUAUUUCUGUUAAUAGACAUAGAAUAGAUGCUUUAUUAGUUACACUGCCUUUCUAAAGGACAAAAUUAGUGCACUCUUUAAAAUGUCAAGCGGUUAAUGAUUACUUUAAGGGCUAUAAAAAGAAAAGUGUUUGUAUGGCUUAACUGCAUAUAAACCCCCAAGUUCUCGCUGUUGACCUAAUCGGCCAUAAUAUACAGGGUAAAUAACUUAUUGGAAGUUGAUUUAGUCAGAAACAGUUGAAUGAAGAAGUCUAGUAGUUUGUUAAGAAAAUGACAUCUGAGGAAAAGGCCACCUUAGUA
Messenger RNA from Nothoprocta perdicaria, 3512 nucleotides. It is a transcript of the gene MAK, whose product is annotated as male germ cell associated kinase. The record is from RefSeq and is a predicted model, not a curated record. Bases 359 to 2323 code for a protein of 654 amino acids. Lineage: Eukaryota; Metazoa; Chordata; Aves; Tinamiformes; Tinamidae. Gene Ontology annotation, cellular component: cytoplasm; cilium; nucleus. The transcript has 15 exons. Gene Ontology annotation, molecular function: protein serine/threonine kinase activity; ATP binding. Gene Ontology annotation, biological process: intraciliary transport; cilium assembly; protein phosphorylation.